CCAUAGAGAUUCGCGGAGGACGGCUAGAACGUUGAUUGCGGAUCCCACAUCCUUCCCCGUAGUCCUCCUCAGCCGUCUUCCUUAACAGACAUGGCGCAGUCGAUUAACAUCACAGAGCUGAACCUGCCGCAACUAGAAAUGCUCAAGAACCAGCUGGACCAGGAAGUGGAGUUCUUGUCCACGUCCAUCGCCCAGCUCAAGGUGGUACAGACCAAGUAUGUGGAAGCGAAGGACUGCCUGAACGUGCUGAACAAGAGCAACGAGGGGAAAGAAUUACUCGUCCCACUGACGAGUUCUAUGUACGUCCCUGGGAAGCUCCAUGAUGUAGAACACGUGCUCAUUGAUGUGGGAACUGGCUACUAUGUGGAGAAGACAGCUGAGGAUGCCAAGGACUUCUUCAAGAGGAAGAUAGACUUCCUAACCAAGCAGAUGGAGAAAAUCCAGCCAGCCCUACAGGAGAAGCAUGCCAUGAAACAAGCUGUCAUGGAAAUGAUGAGCCAGAAGAUUCAGCAACUCACAGCCCUGGGGGCAGCUCAGGCCACUGCCAAGGCCUGAAAGUAUGUUGUAGAAAUGAAGCAGAAGGUGGGGCACACCUGUAUUCCGUAAUCCCAGCGCUCCUCGGGAGGCUGAGGCAGGAGGAUUGCUGGCAGUUCAAGGACACCUUGAACUAUACAGUGAGACCCUGUCUCCCAAAAAAGGAAGAAUUGGGGCAGAGGGACACUAUAUUGGUUUGGAACUUUGUGGUCUUCUGAAGGGGAAAGAGUCUUGUGUUUAAUGCUAAUAAAUAUGCCUGCUGGGCAGAA
This is a messenger RNA of Octodon degus (degu), 803 nucleotides long. RefSeq names its product prefoldin subunit 5 (gene Pfdn5). NCBI's taxonomy places the organism in Eukaryota, Metazoa, Chordata, Mammalia, Rodentia, Octodontidae. The transcript is spliced from 6 exons. The record is from RefSeq and is a predicted model, not a curated record. Gene Ontology annotation, biological process: regulation of DNA-templated transcription; protein folding. Gene Ontology annotation, cellular component: prefoldin complex; cytoplasm. The coding region runs from base 91 to 555 and encodes 154 amino acids.